Dipodomys spectabilis (banner-tailed kangaroo rat) is the source of this 2919-nucleotide messenger RNA. Its product is annotated as protoheme IX farnesyltransferase, mitochondrial. Gene Ontology annotation, biological process: heme biosynthetic process. Gene Ontology annotation, cellular component: mitochondrion; mitochondrial membrane. The record is from RefSeq and is a predicted model, not a curated record. Gene Ontology annotation, molecular function: protoheme IX farnesyltransferase activity. NCBI's taxonomy places the organism in Eukaryota, Metazoa, Chordata, Mammalia, Rodentia, Heteromyidae. The transcript is spliced from 8 exons. The coding region runs from base 164 to 1486 and encodes 440 amino acids.
UUCCCUCCCUGGGGAGCGGCCGGACGGGUGCACCAUGGCGGCAUCCCCUCGCUCUCUGUCCUCACGCCUCCUCCUGACAGAUGUACAAUGUGGUCAUUUCAGCUCAUAAGAUAACAAAGGAAAAUGCUGUGCAAGUGGCAAUCUCCUUGAAUCCUCCAGAAGAAUGGUGCUGCCUUACACAAUAAGUCGGGCAGGAGGAUGUAUGUGGUAUCUGGAGAGAAGAGCUGUACAGGCACCCCCACGCAAGUUCAUGCGACUGUUCAGAAAUGCUAGUAAGGAAUGGAUUACAUUUCAACACUUUCGCUUCCUGAAGCGCCUGUAUGUCACACAGCUGCACUCAAGCCUCAACCAGCAAGUAAAACCAAAGCCAGAAGCAGUGGUUUCUCCUUUCCUUGAAAAUACAUCCUCGGUUGAAGCCAAAGCAGAAAUGGAGGCAAUGAGAGCUCAUUCACCUCCUGGGCUGACUUUGCCCCUCAAGCCAAGGGGAGAGGAAUUGGUAGAAGUAGCAUGUGCCUCAGUGGUGGAGAGCCCCAUAGACGUGGGUGAAACCACAAAAGAAGAGAAGCAGUGGACAGAGAUGAAGCUGCGUAUGGAUGAUCUGCCUGGAGCGUUGGCGCGGCUCUCCAAAAUCAAGCUCACAGCUCUGGUUGUGAGCACCACAGCUGCUGGAUUUGCACUGGCCCCAGUCCCUUUUCACUGGCCCUGCUUCCUGCUUACUUCUCUUGGAACCGGCCUUGCAUCCUGUGCUGCCAACUCCAUCAAUCAGUUUUUUGAGGUACCCUUUGACUCAAACAUGAAUAGGACAAAAAACAGACCUCUGGUUCGUGGACAGAUCAGCCCGCUGCUAGCCGUGUCCUUCGCCACUUGUUGUGCUGUCCCAGGAGUGGCCCUUCUGACCUGGGGCGUGAAUCCACUCACAGGAGCCCUGGGGGUCUUCAACAUUUUCCUGUACACCUGUUGCUACACACCACUGAAGAGGAUCAGCAUUGCCAACACAUGGGUUGGAGCCGUGGUUGGGGCCAUCCCACCCGUCAUGGGCUGGACAGCGGCCACUGGCAGCCUCGAUGUUGGAGCGCUCCUUCUGGGCGGGAUCCUCUACUCGUGGCAGUUCCCCCACUUCAACGCCCUGAGCUGGGGUCUCCGCGAGGACUACUCCCGCGGCGGCUACUGCAUGAUGUCCGUCACCCACCCGGGCCUGUGCCGGCGCGUGGCGCUGCGCCACUGCCUGGCCCUCAUCGCGCUCUCCGCCGCCGCCCCGGCCCUGGACGUCACCAGCUGGGCCUUCCCGGCCAUCUCGCUGCCCAUCAACCUGUACAUCUCCUACCUCGCCUUCCGGUUCUACAAGGACGCCGACCGGAAGAGCUCUCGGAAACUGUUCUUCUGCAGCCUGUGGCACCUGCCGCUGCUGCUGCUGCUGCUGCUCACCUGCAAGCGGCGGCGGGCGGGCAGCCCCGAGGCCGAGGCCGAGGCCGGGCCCGCCAGCUGAGGGCCCGGAGCAAAACGCACACGUCAUCCCCCUCUCCGCCGCUCAUGGUAGACAUUCAGGGGUGCAGGAAGAGAAGUCUCCAGUUCUAGUGUACCUGAUUGUAAAACAACUGGUGCUGUGAUCACCUAACAGGUAAAAACAACAACAACAUACAUAUCGACCCAAAACGCUUCCCGAGUAAGAAAUGGGUUGCUUCAAUUGAUGAGUACAAAGAACAUUUUUCUCUUUUGAGAGUCUUUAUCUUUCUCCCAGCUCCACUUUCUCUCUCUCUCCCUCUCUCACACACACACACACUCACCACCUCAAGAGCCAGGAUGGCUUUGGGGGGGUCAGUCAGGUGACCUCUGACAUCCCGACCCUCAGAAGUGCUCACAGCACCCACUUUCCCCAUCCAGCUUUCUCCACCCCACAAAUACCCCCAACUGCUUAUUCCACUUCCCCGCCUCCCUCUCCCCCCCCCCAACAGUAACAAGACACAGGAUGGACCUCCUCAUAGAAAACGGUUGUCCUGGGCUCGUGGGCUGGACUGCAGCCCCUGCUCCCCUCACACCCGACACACCAGGAUUUCAGAAGGGGCAAAGAAUCAAAGGCAUCUUUAUAGCUCCCUUUAAAAUCUCGGCGCCGUCUGAAGCGUUUCUUUCUGGAAGGGCCGCGCUCCAGCAGUCCCCUCUGGCUGGGAUCCCACCACUGAAGCUCUUUAGUCCCUGCGGAGGACUCCCCGUGGCAAGGCUUUCCCAGGGCUGUAUGAGAAAGGGAGCUGGAAGAGAGCGCAAGCUGGGCCAGCAGCCCACAUAGCUCACAUUCUUGUUCCUUCUGGGGGGAAACCCACAUUUCCAUCCUGGUACCUCCAGUGCAGAAAUAGACCACUACUUGGCCACUGGCUUUGAGGGUGAGAAGCCCAAGGGGGUUCACAGCAAGGAUGACUCAGGGUCUGGGGGGGGGGGGGGGUUGAGAGGUUGCCCUGUAGCCAGGUGCGGCGUUGGGUGCCAGGCACCUUCACCUGGAAGUCUUUGAGUCCCUUUUUCCUCACCCCCAGAGCUGGAGGCCCAGUUACCUGCAGGUCUUGGAGCCUGGCAGAAUGUUUUAAUUACAGCCACCUCCCCAGGGUACAGCUUCCCUGUAUAAGGGUGUUGGGUUCAACAGCGCUUAAACAGUUGCUGCACCAGGACUGUUUUCAAAAAUGUCUAGGGCUGGGGUACUUGCAUAGCCAUACUCAGGCCCCGGGUUUGAUCUCAGACACCAAAACAAAUUGUAAAAAGUAAAUGUCCAAAGUGAUGCUAUCCACAUCGGUUAUGUGUGAAAUGUUCCCUCUCGAUUGUAUCCGGUUAUGCACAGUGGGGGAUAUGGCAUAGGAAUGUCUGUGAAGAGCAUCCACAAGAUUUUUGUGGGUUUUUUGUUUUUUUUUUUGCCACCAUUAAAUUUGUGAAGAUGUG